Messenger RNA from Trichoderma gamsii, 1353 nucleotides. RefSeq lists its product as hypothetical. Bases 1 to 1353 code for a protein of 450 amino acids. The transcript has 6 exons. Lineage: Eukaryota; Fungi; Ascomycota; Sordariomycetes; Hypocreales; Hypocreaceae. The record is from RefSeq and is a predicted model, not a curated record.
AUGGACGAGGAUCGUGACACAGGCAACAAUUUCCAGUUUAUAUCGAUAACAAACCUUGCUGAAGCGAAAGACCGCGAUAAACGACGACAGGCACGAUCCCACGCCGCCAGACAGGGCAGGCAGCGAUCUCAACAUGUUUCUCCGAGAGAUGAGGCGGGUGCGUCGGGCCAAUCACUGAUACCUUGGUCCAUUUUUGCACCAGUGUCGGCAUACGGCCCCUUUGAGACUCUCAUUGGAGACUCUCCCAAACUGAGAGCAUUACUUAGCCAUGAUGCUGCCCGGCAAGCCGCAGAGCCUAUAUUCAGCGUUGCAGAUCCUGUAGUGUUUCAGGAUUUUGCGUCCGUCUUUCGAACCGAUCUCGACGACCCGGCUUUGUUGAAUGCUGUUAAGCUCACCUUUGCAUUUGCCGUGACUGGAGGAAAUAUCGAUCAAGAAUGCCUCGACUUUCAAAAUCAAGCCAUGAGCACGAUACGCGAAAGGAUGGAUUCGCUAGAGUCGGCUUUGACAUUACCGACUCUGGGGGCCAUCUUGCUCCUUGCCGGAGUAGAGGCGCGUCUUGGCAUGCGAUGGCAGGUUCAACUGCACAUGGGAGCCAUCCAGCAGCUUCUUGAGCUGGGCCAAACAAAAACCGUUUAUCUGACAGAUGGGAUCAAACGUGCCAUCUUCUGGCAAGAUCUGAAUUCAUCCGUCAUGACUGGAUCUGACCGCAUAGUGGACCACACCACUUUUGCCGAGCUUCAGUGGAAGCGCGAUCCCUUUGCUUCUGCUUACUUUGCCCUAGCGCCAGGGUUUCAGAGGAAGUCUCACUUGUUUGACGAGAAUUUUCUAGAAGUUCUCAAAGAUAUCCACGCGCUGCAGUGCGUUCAAGAUCUGCCCCGCUACUCCUGUCAGAAUCCAGUGGAAAUGCUCCGUGUUGAUAAUCAGCAGGCAUCGAUCGGAUCUAGGCUGGUGGAUUUACCGAAGCUUUCUACUACGAUGGAAGCUUGCUACCUUGCCGCGUAUCUCAGUGCCUGUAUGCUUUGCUGCAAAGUGUGGCGCCACUCCGUGAUGCCUUCUCAUGUUUCUCAACGACUAUUAAGGAUACUUCAAGAAUCUAAUGAGGAUCCAUUUUGGAAUGACAAUCUGGAUCUACUCAUCUGGAUGCUGUAUAUGGGAGGAUGCUUCUCUCCUAGAGGAGCUAUACAUUCAGAAUACAAGGCUCUUCUUAAAACUAAUCAUGAGUCCAGGUUUAAGGAUAUGUAUCGCUCAUUGGAGGAUUUGAUGGAAAUUUUACAGGAUUUUAUUUGGUCGGAGAAAGCGUAUCGUAUGCAACUUGAUAAAUUUUGGGAAGAGAUUCAACCAGAGAUAGCUUAA